CUUCCGAAACGCCUAGAGGCUAGAGCUCUACCUAUUGCUCCACUCGACCAAUCUGUGUCGAACAGCCAAAAUCACCGCGAAAUGCCUCCAUGGCGGUUCCGAUCUGGCGACCUCGCCUGCGCGAUGGCUAUCGCGGUGGCAACGGCCACCGCGGCAUCCGUGGGAGUGGCCGCUGGAGCAGGGGAUGGCGAGGCGGAGUUCGACUACCGGAAGCUCUCGGGGAUAAUAAUCCCCGGAUUCGCGUCGACGCAGCUGCGGGCGUGGUCGGUGCUGGACUGCCCCUACUCCCCGUUCGACUUCAACCCGCUGGACUCCGUCUGGCUCGACUCCACCAAGCUUUUCUCUGCUGUAAAUUGCUGGCUUAAGUGCAUGCUGCUUGACCCUUAUAACCAGACGGACCAUCCAGAAUGCAAGUCAAGGCCAGAUAGUGGUCUUUCUGCGAUUACAGAGUUGGACCCUGGUUAUAUAACAGGUCCUCUUUCUUCAAUAUGGAAAGAAUGGGUCAAAUGGUGUGUAGACUUUGGUAUUGAAGCUAAUGCUAUCAUCGCUGUUCCAUACGAUUGGAGGCUACCCCCAUCGAUGCUUGAGGAGAGGGAUCUGUACUUUCAUAAAUUAAAAUUAACUUUCGAAAUUGCAUUGAAACUUCGAGGAGGGCCAUCUUUGGUUUUUGCUCAUUCCAUGGGAAACAAUGUAUUCCGGUACUUUUUGGAAUGGUUGAAACUAGAAAUUGCCCCAAAGCACUAUAUCCAAUGGCUCGAGAAACAUAUACAUGCAUACUUUGCAGUUGGUGCCCCUCUUCUUGGAUCUACUGAAUCAGUCAGAGCCACUCUCUCCGGGACAACGUCUGGACUUCCAGUCACUGAGGGGACAGCCCGUUUGAUGUUCAAUUCAUUUGCUGCUUCUUUAUGGCUCUUGCCAUUCUCAAAAUACUGCAAAGCUGAUAAUGUAUACUGGAAGCAUUUUUUUGAGGGAAAGGCCCACGUCAACAGACAACAAUGCGAUGAGAUGGAGUAUAGUUCAGACAACUCUGGAUGGCCCACAACCCUCGUCAGUAUCGAGGUUCCUACAGUUCGAGGUACGGAUGCUUAUCCAUCCAUUAUGGACAUAACAGAGGACAUAACAUCCAACAUGGAGUGUGGAAAGCCAACACUCUUGUCAUUUUCUGCCAGAGAAGUUUCAGAUGGUACUUUGUUCAAAACUAUGCUGGAUUAUGAUCCACAGAGCAAAGCCCUUAUCCAUCAGCUGGAGAAGUACUACCAGGGUGACCCAGUUCUCAAUCCCCUCACGCCCUGGGAGAGACCCCCAAUAAAGAAUGUAUUCUGCAUAUAUGGCAUUGAUACAAAGACUGAGGUAGGAUACUAUUUUGCACCAAGUGGCAAACCAUAUCCAGAUAAUUGGAUAAUAACUGAUGUGAUUUAUGAGUUUGAACAGUCCCUACUGUCAAGAUCAGGUCAUUCUUUUUCUGGAAAGCCUAACAAUUCCAGUGGAGAUGGAACGGUAUCCUACAACUCCCUGUCAUGGUGCAAGCAAUGGCUUGGGCCAAAAGUGAACAUAACAAGGACUCCACAGGCAGAACAUGAUGGAUCUGAUUUACAAACAAGCAUGAAUGCUGAUCACCAUCAUGGUGAGGAUUUAUUUCCAAACAUGACAAGGGCUCCACAUGUGAAGUACAUAACCUACUACGAGGACGCUGAAAGUAUUCCAGGAUGGAGAACAGCAGUCUGGGAGCUUGACAAAGCAAAUCACAGGAAUAUUGUUAGGAUGCCAGUGGUUAUGCGUGAGUUGUGGCUCGAAAUGUGGCAUGACAUGCACCCUUAUUCAAAAUCAAAAUUCGUGACAAAAGCUUUCCGAGGUCCAUUGAGACACGAAGAUUGCCACUGGGACUAUGCAAAAGCUCGGUGCGGCUUUCCAGAAUUCUGUGAAUACAGGUACAUGUUUGGUGAUGUGCAUCUAGGAAUGAGCUGCAGGCUGAAAUAUUCAUCAACUAUGCUCCUUCGGCAGUAUCUCUGAAACCAUUCUUUGUUUGUUUGACCGAGUUACCCUUGAUUAUCACGGUCCUGUGAAUCAUACCGGAGGUUCCUCUUUCGCCUGGCGAUGUCCAGGACAAGUCAGGGGCCUAGGCCCCAUCCAAAACAGUUACAGUACUUCAGGAUUUUGUGGUGUUGCUUGUGACACCAGAAUCUUCAGCCACGUGGAAGCCACUCUUAGCAGAAUUGACUUGAUCGUGUUGGAGUUUUGCCAUGAGAUCACACUGAUGUGUACAAUUAGACUAUGGUUUGGCUGUUUAGCAGCCAAUUUGCUCAAAUUAUCAACAGUCUAAAAAGGUACCCCGUACCUCCGUACUACUGCUGGAUAUGUAGGCCGUAUUUUGAUUGUUCAAGACAAUGGUUUGACCGAGAAUGGCUCCAUCAGUGUAAUUAAACAUGUAAUUUUUUGACUAGCCAAUCAAACUAUGGCCUGUAUAUUCCUGGCGGUUAGCUCAGAUUGAUCUAGUAUCUGCAGCUGGACACUAUUGACAGUUGAAUUGGUAAGACAUCGUUUGCUUGAUCUCUA
Messenger RNA from Hordeum vulgare subsp. vulgare (domesticated barley), 2553 nucleotides. RefSeq names its product phospholipid--sterol O-acyltransferase. Gene Ontology annotation, cellular component: cytoplasm. The record is from RefSeq and is a predicted model, not a curated record. The transcript has 17 exons. The coding region runs from base 82 to 2010 and encodes 642 amino acids. Lineage: Eukaryota; Viridiplantae; Streptophyta; Magnoliopsida; Poales; Poaceae. Gene Ontology annotation, biological process: lipid metabolic process.